Phytophthora sojae is the source of this 909-nucleotide messenger RNA. RefSeq lists its product as hypothetical. NCBI's taxonomy places the organism in Eukaryota, Oomycota, Peronosporomycetes, Peronosporales, Peronosporaceae. The record is from RefSeq and is a predicted model, not a curated record. The annotation marks the transcript as partial. The transcript is spliced from 4 exons.
CAGGAGGAGACGGAGCAGCUCCGCGAGGAAGUGAAGCGACUGACCUCGGAGCUGCAGGAGCUGCAGGUCCGCUCCCUCUCGCCCGAAGACACGGCGCUGCUGGACCCCCAGCUCGCAGUGGCCAACGCCCAGUCCAUGCUGGUCGAAUGUUUUGGGGAUCAAGCGUCGCACCCGCUGUACACCAAGAUCUGCCUCACCAAGGACUGGGACGAGCGCCGGAAGACGCUGAUGGCCGUUCGCCAAGAGAAAUUGAGGAGUGCGUACGAUUCCUCAUGUCGGGUCGCCAGCGCGAGGCACACGCAGUCCGACGAGCGAUUCGUGACGAGCGACGGGGAUCUGUGCUGCAUCCGCUACGAGACCGUGGAGUUCCCUGGUGUAAAGUCCCUCCAGCAAGUCUGGGACGCGCUCAUGUUCUACGUGACCAACCUGGAGAUCAGCAUCUCCGAGAGACUGGGCCACAUUACGGUGCAAGACGACUACGACUGCGUCGAUGACAAGAUCUACAACACGCGCGUCUUGUCGACCAACGACCGUGGACUGACGAUUGAAGGGAACGUCGUCACCUUUUCCCACUUGUUUCGCAAGGGUGAAGACGGUCUUGGACUUGGCGGCGCCAUCGAGGAAUACGGAGUGUUAGUUGUCCAGUCCGUUGAUGAAGACGAGAUGUACCCAUACGUCCCCAGCGAACGCAUUCGACGUGACACUGCCGGCGCAAUUGUCUUGACGGUGAACGAACCAAAGACGAGAAAAUCUAAGAAUCGAGCUGGUGGAGAAGCGGACGACGUUGACGUGGUCGUGACCAUGCGGCGUGCAGCCUUUUUCAAGCUGUUCUACCCGCAGUUCCCAGUUGACGAAGCGGCGUUGCAGGAGUUGCAAGGGGGGAUCGCGCGGUGGGGGGAUGUCAGGUAG